Messenger RNA from Oncorhynchus keta (chum salmon), 9072 nucleotides. RefSeq names its product alpha-1,3-mannosyl-glycoprotein 4-beta-N-acetylglucosaminyltransferase C-like. Gene Ontology annotation, biological process: protein N-linked glycosylation. The record is from RefSeq and is a predicted model, not a curated record. Gene Ontology annotation, molecular function: acetylglucosaminyltransferase activity. The transcript has 6 exons. The coding region runs from base 531 to 1964 and encodes 477 amino acids. Lineage: Eukaryota; Metazoa; Chordata; Actinopteri; Salmoniformes; Salmonidae.
AGAGCUAGAUAAUACGCAGCAGUGUAUUGUAGUGGUGCUAGUGUAGCAGACUAUUUGGGUUUCAGACCUUGUAUAAUUCUCGAAUUCCUCCUGAGGGAUAGAGAAUAUUUGGACACUGGGAACACGGCGGCGCACCAAGCCUACGGCAGCAAUGAAUUCACGCGGUUUCCGGUUCUUCGUCGCUAUCUCUGAGCUGAAGAAGACUGUAACAGUAUGUAUAACGUUAGUAGCUAACUAGAGCAGUAGACUGUUUUCAUACCUGGGUUUGCAGAAAAGUAAAGCAUGACAACGUCCUCCGCGGGGUAAAACUACGACUGGCUAUAUUAUGUUAUGAGCCAGGCCCUGACCAGCCCUGUCACUUUGAUCUGUGAGAGCGAGGAAAGAGCCCUCAGAUAAUGGCCCAUAGGAUAAGCAGUAGAAAAACAACUGAGGAGCAUCUGUUAGUGGAUCCAGUCCAUGUCAACCUUCAGAACUCCUCCCAAAAAGACAUCUGACUUCUGCCGAAAGAUCCCAGUGAGAGUGUCUCCAUCAUGAGGCUGGUGUGGAAGUCCCUGGACAAGAUGAGGUGUUUCCGUAAACGCUCCACCAUCCCCUUCCUGGGGGUCCUGAUCACCUGUUUACUCUUCCUCAAUCUGUACAUUGAGGAUGGGUAUGUGCUGGAGGAGGACAAAAGGCAACUGAGAGAAACGUCCAUGCAUCCUUCAAACUCUGAGAGAUAUGUUCACACCUUUAGAGAGCUCACAAAUUUCUCUGGAACCAUAAACGUCACAUAUCGUUACCUCGCCGGAACCCCUUUGCCUCGAAAGAAAUAUCUAACCAUUGGACUGUCGUCCGUCAAAAGAAAAAGAGGGAAUUACCUCAUGGAGACGAUCAAAUCCAUUUUCGACCAGUCCAGUUAUGAGGAGCUGAAAGAGAUUGUGGUGGUGGUUCACCUGGCAGACUUUGACCUGGCCUGGUGUGAAAACCUGGUGCAGGACAUCUCCAGGAAGUUUGCCCACCACAUCAUCGCUGGGCAUCUCCUGGUGAUCCAUGCCCCUGAGGAGUACUACCCAUCACUGGAUGGGCUGAAAAGGAACUACGACGACCCAGAGGACAGGGUACGCUUCCGCUCCAAGCAGAACGUGGACUACGCCUUCCUUCUCAACUUCUGCACCAACCUUUCAGAUUUUUACAUGAUGCUGGAGGACGAUGUGCUCUGCUCACGGAACUUCUUAACAUCCCUGAAGAAGGUGGUCACCUCCAGGGAAGGCUCCUACUGGGUGAUGCUGGAAUUCUCCAAGCUUGGCUACAUAGGGAAGCUCUACCACUCAAGAGACCUUCCGCGCCUGGCCCACUUCCUGCUCAUGUUCUACCAGGAGAUGCCUUGCGACUGGCUCCUUAUUCACUUCCGGGGCCUGUUGGCCCAGAAAGAUGUGAUCCGCUUCAAGCCCUCUCUGUUCCAGCACAUGGGCUACUACUCCUCAUAUAAGGGAGCAGAGAACAAGUUGAAAGAUGAUGACUUUGAAGAGGACUCUAUUGAUAUCCCUGACAACCCUCCUGCCAGCCUGUACACUAACAUUAAUGUAUUUGAAAACUAUGACGCCACCAAGGCUUAUAGCAGUGUGGACGAAUACUUUUGGGGGAAACCCCCCUCUACCGGAGACUUCUUUGUCAUAGUAUUUAACAAAUCAACUAAAAUAAGCAAAAUCAAAAUCUUGACAGGAACGGACGAUCGUCAGAAUGAUAUCCUGCACCAUGGAGCUCUGGAAGUAGGAGAGAAGCUGGUGGGGACAAAGAGAGGAAGGCAGUGUUCUUCCUACAUCACGUUAGGGGAGUUUAAAAAUGGCAACAUUGACGUUCAAGACGUGGACCACAAGAUUGCCUUUGACAUUGAGUGUGUUCGUAUUGUGGUGACUGCCAGUCAGAAAGAAUGGCUGAUUAUUAGGAGUAUAAGCUUGUGGACUACACAACCCCCCAGUCAAUGAGAACAACACAAAAACUAUCAUCAUAUCAUGUAGGCAACAGUUGGUUUACUAAUUCAUUUGAUAAUGUAUUCAUUUAUUGUUGCAUGUGUUCAUUUAUUUAAUUAAUUAUUUUACCCAUUUAUUUAUUUAAUUUGAUAGUGUAUGUAUUUAUAUUUGUAUCUACAAAUCAAUCUAGAGUUUUUAUAUUUGAAAGUAUACUUUAUUGCUUUUUACAAUUAUGAAAAAAUGUUUAAUGAUUGUCUGACUAACCACUUUUAUGGACGUUGACCCGUUUUUAUGGAUGUGAGAUCAUGGGAAAUAUCUGUUGGCUAUUGUACUCAUGUUGUACAUCUUAUCAUUAUUUAUGUUUCUCAGUGUCUUUCCACAUCAAAAGUAGCCUCUGGGUCCUCUGGACUUGAACAGUGUUGAUUAAGAAAUGACACGCCUGCAGACAAGUAUAGACUUCAGAACAUAGCAUUACUCCAAAUGUUCUUGCUAUCAACAAAUAGCCCCAUUCACCCCUUUCCAAAGUUAUCGUCAUCCAUUCCAUCCCUCCUAUUAAGGCUGGCGUGGUGUUAGAGAGUUGGAGCGAGCUCUGCAAAAGUAUUUCCCUGGCACUGUAUGUUCCAUCAGAGCCGCUGACAGGAGAACAAUGUUUGUUUUCGCACAUCUUCUCUAACAUCUCAGAUUGGAGCGCACAGUAAGGAAUGGGGUUGAACUGGUAGUUGACCUUUUUUUUGUCACCACAGCACACUUUUACCGGAGUAACGGUCUGUGUUAGGAGCGCUCUCUGCUCGCUACACCAGCAAACAACAACACCCCUGGAGCUAGGGUCUCAAGUAAAUUCCCUCUCUUUUCCCAAUGAUGUGCUCUCAGGCACUAAAGGAUCUUCUCUUAGAAUGUUUCUGUAAUAUAGAAACAAAUCAACUUUAUUUACUCUGUGUGGUAACCGUGGGCCAUGGUAUACUAAAAUCAAAUUGUAUUUGUGUAGACUAACAAUGAAACACUUACUUACGGGUCCAUUUCCAACAAUGCCGUUAAAGACAAUAUUUUUUUUUUAAAUAAAAAUAGUGACACAAGGAAUAAAUACACAGUGAAUAGCAAAUACGAAUAAAGAGUCAAAAUAACAUGGCUAUAUAUAGGAAGUAGAAGAUAUCAUGGCUAUAUACAGGGAGUACCAGUACCGAGACGAUGUUCAGGGAUAAAAGGUAAUUGAGGUAGCUUCAGCAUGUACUGCACUGUACUGUACAUAUACAGUGCCUUCGGAAAGUAUUCAGACACCUUGACUUUUUCCACCUUUUUUUAGGUUACAGCCUUAUUCUAAAAUUGAAUCAAUUGUUUUUUUCCUCAAUCUAUACACAGUACCCCAUAAUGACAAAGCAAAAAUAUGUUUGUAGAAAUUUUGGAAAAUUUAUAAAAAUAAAACAAUUUGAAAUACUAAAUUUACAUAAGUACCUUUUACUCAGUACUUUAGAUGCUUUUUGGGAAACUCGGGCAGUCAUUUGCUUUUUAAUGAGGAGUGGCUUCCGUCUGGCUACUCCACCAUAAAGGCCUGAUUGGUAGAGUGCUGAAGUGAUGGCUGUCCUUCUGGAAGUUUCUCCCAUCUCCACAUAAGGAACUUUAGUGCUCUGUCAGAGUGACCUCCCUGACCAAAUCAAUUACAAUUUUAUUGGUCACAUACACAUAUUUAGCAGAUGUUAUAUUGCGGGAAUCCCUUCUCCCCCGAUUGUUCAGUUUGGCCAGGCGGCCAGCUCUAGGAACUUUGUGGUUCCUAACAUCUUCCAUCUAAGAAUGAUGGAAGCCACCGUGUACUUGGGGACCUUCAAUGCUGCAGAAAUGUUUUGGUACCCUUCUCCGGAUCUGUGCCUCGACACAGUCCUGUCUCGGAGGUCUACGGACAAUUCUUUCGAGAUCAUGGCUUGGUUUUUGCUCUGACAUGCACUGUCAACUGUGGGACCUUAUAUAGACAGGUGUGUGUCUUUCCAAAUCAUGUCCAGUCAAUUGAAUUUAUCACAGGUUGACCAAUCAAGUUGUAGAAACAUCUCAAGGAUGAUCAAUGGAAACAGGAUGGACCUGAGCUCAAUUUCGAGUCUCAUAGCGAAUGGUCUGAAUACUUAUUGUAAAUAAGGUAUUUUGGUUUUUUAUUUUGAAUACACUUGCGAACAUUUCUAAGAACCUGUUUUGUCAUAAUGGGGUAUGUAUGUAAGAAAAUGUGGAAAAAGUCAAGGGUGCUGAAUACUUUCCGAAGGCACUGUAAGUAGGGGUAAAGUGACUAGGCAACAGGCAGAUAAUAGACAGUAGCUUGUGUGUGUGUGUGUGUGUGUGUGUGUGCGUGCGUGCGUGCGUGCGUGCGUGCGUACAGUGCCUUCAGAAAGUAUUCAUACCCGUUCACUCAUCCCACACAUUUUGUUGUAUUACAGCCUGAAUUCAAAAUGAAUUAAUUUGAUUUAUUUAUCUCACCCAUCUACACACACUGCCCCAUAUUAACAAAAGGGAAAGCAUGUUUUUAUCAAUUGUAGCAAAUGUAUUGAAAUACAGAAAUAUCUCAUUUACAUAAGUAUUCACACCCUUGAGUCAAUACUUUUUGUAGAAGCACCUUUGGCAGUGUCUCUAAGAACUUUCCACACCUGGAUUGUGCAACAUUUGUCCAUUAUCCUUAUUUUUUUUCCAUCAACCAUUUUGCUCUUUAUUUUAGCCAUCUUACAAAUAAAACAUUAUUACUUCAUCAAAAAUGUGAAUAAUGAGGAGAGGGUGUGCUUGAAAGGAUGCACAUAACUCUGCAAUGUUGGGUUGUAUUGGAGAGAGUCUCAGUCUUAAAUCAUUUUCCACACACAGUCUGUGCCUGUAUUUAGUUUUCAUACUAGUAAGGGCCAAGAAUCCACUCUCAUAUAGGUACUUGAUUGCAAAGGGCAUCAGUGUCUUAACAGCGUGAUUUGCCAAGGCAAGGAACUCUGAGCGCAGCCCUAUCCAGAAAUCUGGCAGUGGCCUCUGAUUAAAUUCAAUUGUCACAGAACCGCUUGUUGCAAUUUCUCUAUUGUUCAGAUAUCGGUAAGUGGACUGGAGGCAGGGCAUGAAAGGGAUAACGAAUCCAGUUGUUUGUGUCGUCCGUUUCGGGAAAGUACCUGUGCAUCCAGCCCACUCAGGUGCUUCGCUAAAUCACAUUUGACAUUGUGCGUAAGCUUGAGUGCAUUUGCACACAAUAAAUCAUACAAUGAGGGAAAGACCUGUGUGUUGUCCUUGUUAAUGCAAACAGAAAAGAGUUCCAACUUCUUAAUCAUAGCCUAAACUUCGUCCCGCACAUUGAAUACAGUUGUGGAGAGUCCCUGUAAUCCUACAUUCAGAUCAUUCAGCCGGGAAAAAGCAUCACACAGAUAGUCCAGCCGUGUGAGAAACUCAUCAUCUUGCAAGCGUUCAGACAAGUGAAAAUGAUAGUCGGUAAAGUAAACUUUAAGCUCGUCUCUCAAUUCAAGAAAAGGGGUCAAUACUUUUCCCUUUGAUAACCAGCGCACUUCUGUAUGUUGUAAAAGCGUUACAUGGUCAUUGCCCAUAUCAUUGCAGAAUGCAGAAAAUACACAAUAGUUCAGCGGCCUUGCUUUAACAAAGUUAACAUUUUUCACUGUAGUGGCCAAAACAUCUUUCAAGCUGUCAGGUAAUUCCCUUGGUAGCAAGAGCCUCUCGUUGGAUGCUGCAGUGUACCUAAGUGGUGUCGGGAGCAACUUGCUUGUACGCCCGUUACCACUCUAAUAUGUCUCCCUGUCAUGGCUUUUGCGCAGUACAGAUACCAACACAUCUUGACCACCAAAGUCCUUUUGAUGUCACAAAGCUGUCCAGUACUUUAAAAUAUCCUCUCAUGUUGUCCUGGUUUCCAGUCGUUUGUAGAAGAGGACGUCUUCCUUAAUUAACCCCCCCAUAAACUUAACAGACAUAUACCUGAAGCUGUGCCAGGCCCACCACAUCUGUUGACUCAUCCAGCUAUAACGCAUAUGAUUCACUAGCUGGUUUGCGAAGCAGUAAUUGUUUCAAAACAUCUCCUGCCAUGUCACUGAUGCAUCGUGCAACAGUGUUGUUUGAUGGAGGCAUUGUCUGUAUAGUUUUUUGGGCCUUUGCCCCAGACAUAUCUGCGGCAGCAGGAAGAAUUAAGUCCUUCACAAUAGUAUAGUGCUUGGCUGUCCUAGCCACUCGGUAGCUCACCAUAUAAGACACUUCUAGCUCCUUCUUAUUAAUGGUAUCUGUUGCUUUUAUACAUGUCUUACUACUCAAAAGUAUUUUUCAAAUCAUGUUUUGUUUCUAAAUGUCUGCGCAAGAGUGAAGGUUUCCUACGAGAGAGUAACAGUUAAUGUGAUUGGAUGUUAAUUAUUUGACUAGGCUAGUUGUACUUGACAUUGUGUUGUUAUUUGGCUGAAACCUAGAUGGUUUAAUUGGCAGAUUCACCCAAAUGUAUAGCGCCAUUGGAAAAUAUAUAUAUAUUUUAAUGUGAAUCACAUUUUUAUUUGGCGUACCCCUGACAGCAUUGCACGUACCCCUGGGGGUAUGCGUACCCCAGUUUGAGAAUACAUGUGAUAGAAAGCCUGACCUCUCCCCUCUCUGGACCCCAGGUGACUGAGGCCUAUAUGAGGGAGGAAGUGCAACUGCCAACACCAGACUCCAAGGAGAUAUAUUCUAAUAACAAGAGAUUAACAGUUUUAGAGAGGGGGGGUGAGUGCCUACUCCAACUACGGCAGGGUGGCCACACGCCUCCCUGCGGAUGAGCGACGCCGUUUGAGACAGUUGGGGCUCUGUCCCUAUUGUGGGGGCAAUGUCCCAACUGUGUCUGGUACGUCCCAACACGGAAUCCUCGAGAGCAGAAGGAUGACCCUGUGAUCAUCUCUCUCCUGGGUUAGGCUUGAGUUAUCCAUCAUCACUUUCCUCCAUACCUUUUUUUGGUAUCGAUUUCACUCAUCUAUUGUUUCUACAGCUCUAGUGGAUUCCGAUGCAGUGGAGAAUUUUAUUAACCAGGCUCUUGCCUCCUACCUGCACAUCUCCUCAUACCCGCUCUCCUCUCUGUUUCCCGUCCAAGCGUUGGAUAUGCGACCAUUAUGAUCCGGCACUAUUACGCAUGUCACAGGACCACUCACCCUCACGUGGUACCCAAGCAUCAGGAAAGCCUUCCCUUCCUCAUCACCUACACACCGAUGCACAAAGUCAUCCUCGGCCUCCCGUGGCUGCAACUCCAUAAUCACAUCAUCUCCAGGUCAGAGAGGAGGAUUACCACCUGGGGACCAGGAUGUUGAAGGACCUGCUUUUCCGCAACCUGUGGUUCCACGUAGGCCCUAUCAGUGUCUACCAGCCCAUCAAUCGGUCCUCCUGCAUCGUUGGCCCUUGGUUUUGGGACGUAGAUAUGGACAUCCUCCAGGCUCUGGAGAGGGAAAACGCUCCUUUGCUCUGCCUUCCGGAGUGCAUCUACGUCCCCUCAGGGGUCAGAGAUUGGUUGCUGACCUGGCCACACACAGCCCUCACCGCUGGACCCCCAUGUACCACUCAUUCCCUUUCUGAGAAAUGCGUUGCACAAUGUCAACUCAAGUUAAGUAUGUACUCAGUCUAAAUCUCCCCAGCACACUCCAGCAGGUAAACUUCUUCCCCUUCCCAUACCUCAGCAUCCCUUGAUUUCGUCACUGAUCUCCCCUCUGAUGGUUUCACCACCAUUUUGGUGGUUGUGGACAGAUUCCCAAAAUCAUGCCGCUUCAUCCCUCUCUGGUCUCCCUACCGCUCUCCAGGUUGCUGAGGCACUGUUCCAGCAGGUCUUUCGUCAGUAUGGCCUUCCGGAGGAUAUCCUCUCCGUUCGUGGCCCACAAUUCACAUCACAUGUAUUGAAGGCUUUCAUGGAGAAGCUGGGGGCCUCAAUCUAACUGGCAGGUGCAGAGGAUGAACCAGGAGCUGGGAGGUUCAUGAGGAGUCACUGCCAGAACCGGCAGGGGGAGUGGGCCCAACCUUGGGCUGAAUACAUCCAGAACUCCUUGUGACACCCUUCCACUGGACUGACUCCCAGUGUGUUCUGGGUUAUCAGCUGGCCCUGGCUCCGUGGACUCCAAGCCAGACUGAAGCUGUUGCGGUGGACGAGUGGAUCAGGUGCACAGAAGAGGUAUGGAACGAUGCCCACGUGAGAGUCCAGCGCCCUGCCUGCUGUCAGAAAGAGCAGGUGGAUCACCACCCCUGUGAAGCUUUCAUCCUGGUGAUCACGUCUGGCUCUCCACCAGGUUUGUGGGGCCAUUCAAGGUAACUUUCAGAUUAAAACUCCCCACUUUCCCUCCUCAUGCCAGUGGUUCCUGGUCCCCUAGCUGAUGCCGUGCCCCACGACACCCCUUCAACUCCCUUGGACAUCGAGGGGAGCCCUGCCUAUGCCGUCAGAUCACUCCUGGACUCCCGACGUUGUGGGGGUCGGCUCCAGCACCUGGUGGACUGGGAGUGGUAUGGUCCAGAGGAGCGGUGCUGGGUUCCGGUGGACGACAUUGUAGAUCCCAACAUCAUCCGAGAAUUCCACCAUCGCCGAAUGACCCACUCCUCUCGCUUGGGGCCGACCUCCUGGAGGGGGGGUACGGUCAUGUUUACUCCCCGGUUACGCAUGACAGUUACGCACAUCUGCCAACCCUCAUUACGCACACCUGUGCCCCAUCAAACCUGAGCUGUGUUCGAAUACCCAUACUAACAUACUGAGUAUAUACUAUAUACUACUAGUUAAUUUUAGUAUACUGUAAAUGAAUGGUAUCCUUUCAGUUGAGCGUACUAGUGCUUCGCUGUCUAUCGGAAGUUGAUGCUGUUGCUAUGCAACCUCUUGCUAGCUUGUUAGCAUAACACAUUUCUAGCUAUACUUCGGGUGUGUUCGGAAAUUCAAUAUGGAGUCCAGGGUGCGCUCGUAUAUUAAGGGCGUUGUCAGAUUGUCCGUUCAUAAAUUCAGAGUGUUUUGCUCUUGGAGAGUUCAGAGCGCAGACUGGAAGCUCUGGCUGAGGGAUAGAGUUGAUCUGAGUGUUCUGACCUCACAAUGGCAGUUAAGCUGUAUGGCUAACUUGCUAGCUACUUCCAGACACAAAUGAGAGAACACCUUGUUUUGUAUUGGUCUACGUUCAUUAUUAUUAAACUCACUAACUACACUUGC